Cyprinus carpio (common carp) is the source of this 4372-nucleotide messenger RNA. Its product is annotated as USP6 N-terminal-like protein. The transcript is spliced from 15 exons. Bases 150 to 2465 code for a protein of 771 amino acids. Lineage: Eukaryota; Metazoa; Chordata; Actinopteri; Cypriniformes; Cyprinidae. The record is from RefSeq and is a predicted model, not a curated record.
UCUGCGCGUGCGCUCGUGUUCUCACGCUCGGAUCCGUCAGAGUUAAACUGGAGUGUCGUCUGUCCACGCUGAGCGGCUUCGCUAUGAACACACAUGUUAUUUACUAACAGCCUGUGCAGCGCAGAGCGUCGGUUUUCAAAGAUUUUGAAAUGAAGAAGGACAUUGAUACUCUAAUAGCUGAAGAACGGGCUGAGAUCCUCAGAAAAUAUGAGAAGGGCAGGCAGGAGGGUGUGCACAUUAAGCCCUGGGAGGAUGCCGACUACAGCAUCUACAAGGUCACGGACCGCUUCGGUUUCCUGCAUGAAGAGGAACUGCCAACACCGACCGCGGCAGAGGAGAAGUACAAACUCCAGGAGGUUGAAAGAGAGGAAAAAUGGGUUAAGAUGGUGAAAAGUUGGGACAAAUACUGCACAAGUGAAAAGAUGAUGAAGCGGGUAUACAAGGGGAUUCCCUUGAAGCUGCGCGGUCAGGCCUGGGCUCUGCUGCUGGACGUGAAAAAGGUGAAAGAUGCGAAUUACAGGAAGUACGAGAAAAUGAAGGAACAAGCCAAGAAGUAUUCAACAGAAAUCAAGCAGAUUGAUCUGGAUGUCAACAGAACCUUCAGAAACCACAUCAUGUUCAUGGAACGCUUUGGGGUCAAACAGCAAGCCCUGUUCCAUGUGCUGGCAGCGUAUUCGGUCUACAACACGGAAGUGAGCUACUGUCAGGGUAUGAGUCAGAUCGCUGCCAUUCUGCUCAUGUACAUGAAUGAGGAAGAUGCAUUCUGGGCUUUAUCACAGCUACUGACCAAUCAGAAACAUGCCAUGCAUGGAUUCUUCAUCCCGGGGUUUCCCAAACUCCAGCGUUUUCAGGUUCAUCAUGACCAAAUACUGUCUAAACUCCUUCCCAAACUCAGAAAACACUUGGAUAAGGAACAGAUGUCCACUGGUAUCUACACAACCAAAUGGUUCCUACAGUGUUUUAUUGACAGGACACCCUUUACACUCACCCUGCGCCUUUGGGACAUCUACAUAUUAGAAGGAGAAAAAGUUCUAACCGCCAUGGCCUAUACGCUCCUCAAAUUGCACAAAAAGCGUCUUCUGAAGAUGUCUCUGGAGGACCUGAGGGAGUUUCUGCAGGAGCGUAUUGUUUCUUCCUUCAACAUGAGUGAUGAUGCAGUUAUUGAGCACCUUCAGUCGUCUAUGUCAGAACUCCGCAGGAUGAAGCUUGACCUUCCUCCUCCAGCCAAGGGAGAUGAGUUCCCAAAGAUACAGCUGGGCGAGGAACGUCCAAUAGUACUGCUUCCAGUAAUUAAGACUGCGUGUGUACCCUUACCGCCAUCAGCACACAACAAUCAAACCUCAACCAAGCUUCAGACGGAAGGCACCACCACCCACAACCAGAGCAACGAAAAACACAUCCCUACCAUUACCUCAUCUUCCCCUCUUUCAAAACACACCCACUCAACUUCCAACUCUUUACUGUCACAAGCUACACCUGAAGAACCAGGGACCACGGUGAAGAAUGAAGACAGUGCACCUGUACAAAGUCCAGAUCAUCUGCUACACCCAGAAUCUGCACUGUGUUCACCAGAGACUCGAUCGUUGAAGAAUGAAUGUGUUAGUAGACCCCUAUCAGCGGUGUCUGAAGAUUGGCUUCCUCCUUACCAGCCAUCCACAACAGAUACAUCCAGUAUCCACUCUUUGAAUCUCCCAGAAUUACCUCCUCCACCUCUUCCCUGUACUGAAGAAGGGGUCAAGCUUUCACCUCUAGAAGAGGAUGUCCCAUUUUGCCUUGCUCCACCUCCACCACCAAUAACCCAACCUUUGGAUCUCAUCGUAGAAGAUCCGUUUUCGUCACCUUCCUCGUAUAGAUCCUAUCGGCAGCUAAGCAAGUUUCCGGUCAACAUUUAUGUGCCACCGUCAUCAGGUGACCGGAGACCUUCCAACACUUCGUAUUACGACAACAUGUCAGAAGAGGAGGAUCUGUCUGUUGACAGGCUGCUGGAGAUGGCGGCCACAUUGCCGCAAAACUCAAACUUGAGUCUAAUGAACACCACCCUUCCCCUUCCUCCAGAAGAUGCCAUGUCUCUUCCUCUACCGCCCCCAUCUAUGUUCUUCUACACGCCUGACUCUUCGCCACUCCCUCCACCUCCUUCAUGUAUUGAGGAGGCAAACAGCUGGGGGUCUCCAGAAUGCAUUUUUCCCAAACCACCUAUUGACUUUGCAAAUAAACCCAACCUCGUAUCUUUGGUCCCAUGCAAUCAGGUGGUUCCAAACCAGAAUGAUCAAGAUAGUAGUCAGUCACAGCGGCCAAGACUACCGCCCAAAAAAUCAAAACCCAAUCAGGUGGUUCCAAACCAGACUGAUCAAGAUAGGAGUCAGUCACAGCUCCCAAGACUACCGCCCAAAAAAUCACAACCCCCAGUGCUCUCUCCUGUACACUCCGAUUCAGACUUCUGUCAAAUGCAUGUUUCAAGUCAUUAGUUGCUGGAGUCACACUUCAGUGUGAACUGAAGGCAUGUUUCCAUCAUUUGGACUUUUGUGCUUCGAUGGUAUCAAGUGAACAUAUUUCAAUCUUUUAGGUGUUGAAAUGUGUUUUAUAAUGACAGAUCUACACAGAAUGCUAGAAUGUGUUUUAUCAGUGUGCCAUGAAAAUUGUAUGUACUGGAAUCCCCUUUUCUAAAGUGAAGCAUCUAUAGUUGUAGCAGUUAUCAGAAUAACCAUUUAUCUAGUUGAGCAACCAGUCUUCCAGGGACUCGUCAUGUGGUUUGAAAUUACAUCUGAUCUGUUUAGACACCACGGUAUAUGUGACAGUCACCAUUAUUUUGUUUGUUUCUGUUGUUUUAUGGGAGAUAUUAUGUCCCCGCAUUUAGAUCAGUUGUUAUUUCUUUGUCUUAUGUUUUAUUGGUUGGUUUUAUAUCUUGGUGCAACAGUUUUUUUUUUUUUUUUAAACGUUGGUUUAUGAAAAUGCAUCUAAUGAUGCACAUUAAAUAUGAAGAUGUUGUGGAAAUGUAAACAAGGAUCUUACCACACUGACAAACGUUCCCUGAUUACACUGAAAGGGCAUUUUUCGGUGGUCUCUGAUUUGCUCAAAAAGGAAAUUCCUUCAACUGUAAACCUUAGUGUUGUGUACUGCCCUCUUGUGCCAUCUUGUGGGAGAUAAUGAAGCACAGCUUGGUUAAAAAUUAUAUACUGGGAAAUACAGCCACCACACUGAAUGUUUAAAUGAAGAAACUGUAUAUUCAAGGUCAUUGUAUAGCUUUGUUGUGUAAUUGUAAAUAGAACAGGUUUGAUUUGCACUUUGAUGUUUGUAUUGAGAGCUUAUAUUUAAUUGCAUUUAUAUUACGCUUCUCAGGUUAAAUGGUCUUGACGUUCAGUUUGUGUUGAAACUUUUAAACCCAGUUUAAUGUUUGAACUUUUUGAACUCCAUGUUCAUUUGACUUAUUUGAUUAACAGCUAAAAGUUGUGUUUUCCUUGUUGCAACAAUGAGACAAUACAUAAAGUGGAGUGUUUAUUUUAAUAUUUACAUUAUUGCUGUUGUCAAUUCUAAUGUCACAUUCAAAGGAAUAUGGCACAAGCACAACGUGAUAAAAUAUAACGCCAGGGUCAAAUAUUUCUUUAUAAAUAUACAUUCACUUGCAUAAAAGCACAUUAGGAACCCAUGCCCUUUAAUUGAUUUAAAACAAGCAAACCUUCAUCACAGAUCUGCCUGAUUGGUAACAGCAUUUAACAAGCACUUGAAGCCAUUCGUUUUACCUUUCUACCAUAAUUUCACUUUCAUAAAGGCACCAUUGUUGCAUUAUACUCACAGGUAACCACUUAAAAGUCAUAUGACAAACAGGAUUGCAUAUACAUAGUUUGUAUUGUAAAAAAGUGCAAUAAUAAUAUGCAUAAUGCUUCACAUGAAGCCUAGAUAAAAUCUUCAGUGCUAUUGCUGUCAGAUGGAGGACUGUCACUUCCCAGUGGCUGCUGUGAGAAUAUAAGAUAAGCAAGUACUGCAGGAAGGACUAAAGUGCAUCUUUACAUUCCGUGAGAAAUUGACAGCGUCUUAAAGCUGCGAUUGUAACAGAGCUUGCAGAGAAAAUGCACCGUUUGUAGAAGCGAUGCUGUUUCAUCCAGUACCUGAGUUACAAUCUCAGCUGCAUGAAGAGGUUGACCUGACACGCCACACUCUCCCUCAGCUUCAUUUCAUCCUCUGAACCCAGAGCCACUCCUGGUAAUCGGGUAGAGCCGUUUACCCCGAGGAUGCAAGGCAAGCUGAGGAACACUUUGGAACCGAUUCCACCCCAACCCUGAAAGAAGGAAAUGCACACAUGUUGCAGAAAACAGAGGAUUGCAUUUAGACAAUCUCAAAAUUAUCAGACAUGAAUUAAAAUACAAAAAGUGUUUUA